Messenger RNA from Nelumbo nucifera (sacred lotus), 5597 nucleotides. Its product is annotated as ubiquitin C-terminal hydrolase 22-like. Gene Ontology annotation, molecular function: cysteine-type deubiquitinase activity; zinc ion binding. Gene Ontology annotation, biological process: protein deubiquitination. NCBI's taxonomy places the organism in Eukaryota, Viridiplantae, Streptophyta, Magnoliopsida, Proteales, Nelumbonaceae. The record is from RefSeq and is a predicted model, not a curated record.
UGGGAGAUAAAAAUGGAUUUUUUAUUAAAAAAAUGGGGAGCUAAAAGUUGGUUUUUGGUGUUUUAGGACUCAAAAGAUACGAUAUGAUACAUCCGAUACAAGGCGUAUUGUAUUGAUUUUUUGAACCUUGCUUAUAAUCCUUUUACCUUGACUCAUAAAAAACCACUGGAAAUCAAUUAAAACAUGUUCCAAGCAUUUUUUAAAAAAAUGGACAUGCAUCGUAAAUCACAUCCCAACCACUGCAUGAUCAGUGAACCGUUUCCCCCAAUGGUUGAAUGAUGUGGUGCUUACAUGUAUGUGCACAUACAUAAAAAGUGGUGACGAAAAUCAUCUUACCAAAUAACAUUAGUGUUACUCAAUGCCUACAUGGCAGAAACACUAUCAACCAUAUAAAGGUGUUUUUUUGUAAAAAGCGGGUCUAGCAAGUGUGGACAUUUUUUUUUUAAAUGAGUCCCAAAAAACGUCUAUGUUUCCAAACACCAUUUUAGGAAAGUGUUUUGUAUUUUGUUUGGUUUGAGUCAAAAUGAUUUGAAAUGAUUUCAUGUCAGCACCAUAUAGGCAUUUAAUUAGAUUUGAACGGCCAAAUUUCUAAUUGGCUGGAGAUUGUAUUUGGUAAAAACACUGCAUUUUGAUGAAAAUUCAUGUCAAGGGGUGUUUAAAAGCCAAAUUACUGUGGGAGGGAGGCAAGGUCUCAAAGCCUUUAGUGGUUUGGUGCUAAUGUGGUUUGAUAUGGAUGAAAAAACACAUAUUUCCUACCAAACAGAGUCUAAGUAUAUUUAUACUUAAAUUGUAGUUGUCGACGUCAGAUUCCUCACGUUUCUUCCUAACUCCUUUAAAUUUUGUAUAUUUUUUGAAUUUCUAAAAUAAAAAAAAAUUAAAUAUGACAUAUCCAACCUCACCCACAACCAAUUUGGUUAAGAAGUUGAAUGUAACGUGGGCAUCUUUUUACAAUUCAGAUCUCAUACUCAUACCUACCCACAAGACUCUACAACUGUACAUUAGGAUCAUUUCUCAUGAAUGAUAACAUAUAAAUACGAGAGAUGUUCUCAAUGUAUGGAUAAGAGAUCCAAACACAUCUUUUUGAAACCAGCUCGAUGCAGAGGUUUCUUCUGGUUCAAGCAUAAGUGAAGGCACUUCUGUUUGGAAGAAUAAACAGUUUUUCAAACCAAAAAUGCUUUGAUUGAAACACCUACGGUACCAAACACAACCUAAAUUGGUUUGACAAAAUUGUCAAAGUAAAUGACUAGACUAAAAGAAAGUCAUAGCAAUGUACCAAAGAACGGAUGGAUAGGCUUGUUGAGUGAAUGAUUAUUAAUAAAUAAUAUCGUUGAAGCGAUAGCUGGAAAAGUCCAAAAGAUACCCUUUUUUUUAUUAUUUGUGGGGUAGCAAUAGCGUUGGAUAGUCUUCCUUGCUUCCAAGCUAAGAAAGCUCUCUUGGUUCCCCAUUGUUUCAUAUGUUAGUCUAUAGUUAUUAAAUUCUCUUAUGCAUCCGCCAUUAAAACAGAAAUAAGCACUUUUAUGCCUUGUUUGUUCUUGAAAUCAGCAAUCAGUCUCAACCUAAGAUGGGGUUCUAUCAGACUCAGACCAGAUUAGACUGUUGAACCAGUGACCCAGUGAGAUUUUGGAGUCCCCGGUGAAUUUUCGAAUUUUCUGUCCGCUCCAAGUCUGUCAAAGUGUCAAGCUUUACUUUUUCAAAUUUGCUUUUUAUACAUCCAUGAGCCAUCAAAUUAUCAACUAAAUAUAGAAAAUAAUUGCAUGAAAAACUUUUCUCUGAUUCAUGGCGCUAGUUUUAUGUAGUCAACAUCUGUUUACAUCCUAUAUUAUCUGGCAGCUUCUUCUUAUUGGAUUUAAUUUGGCCCACAAGUCACAUCGAUUUGGUUUUGGAUAAUCCAAACCAUUCCACAUGCCUACAUUAUUCACUGAGUAAUAUAGAAAUAUUUUUCUUCCAAGUUACGACAGUGAUUGGUUGGCUAACGGCCAUGAGAGGAACUAUUCUCUCUAAUAAAUGAUUCAUUGGAGGCUCCCAUUGAAACUCCUCUUUCUGUAAGUAUACAGAAUGAUGAAAACAGUGCAGCUCCAAACAAUAGUUCACGAUUGAUUGUAUGAUAUUUACAGUUCAAUACUUCCAUUCCAACUAAGGACUAUGCAUUGUCUCGCCUUAACAAUGAAGAAUUGGCCUUGAAGAGUGAGAAAGACCCAAGAACUCACAUUUUAACACAAGACAUGGCCCUUGAUGAGUUUAGCAUUUACCUUAGAAACCAUUAAUGUCAAACCGUCUGAAGUAGUCUUGAUCAGUUUAUUGGGGGAUUAUAAAUAGCAUUCAAGCUGGUAGGAUAGAAAUUAGUGAGCAAAACAAGUAAUGCUUUUGAUGGGGAUUAAGCUGUUGAAAGCUGAAGCCAUGAUCAAAUGUUUUAGUUUUGCCAGGUGUCCUGACUUCUCCUACCAGUGUUCAAAUUUCUUACCUAAAUUCAAUGAUUCAACUGGUCCAUGGGAACAAUUGGAGCAAUGGGGCUUUGCUAACCCUUAGAAUAUAAGCCAUUGUAUGAUGAUUUGGGCUCAGCUGGAUUUAGUCAUAUUGCUCUAGUCUUGAGUUCGAUCUGCUUGGAGGCCAAGCUAGCUUGCCCAUUGAUGAUGUUCACCACCAAACACUGCUCAUUUUGACAUGGGUGAAAUGAUUAACCAGUAAUCAUCAAAGCAAUACACUAAAACUCUUGUAGUGGGUAUGUUCUUCAUGAUUUUAUGGAUUGGAAUGAUAAAACUCUAUUAAAGUAAAGAAAAGAUUGGUUUCAAAGUGCACCAUUUGAACUAAAUGUGUGCUUGUGCUCUGCCAUUACACUCCAAUGAAGUUGGUGGAGUUGGUCAUCUAAGCAGGCACAAGUGGCCCCCCUAACCCUCAAUUAAUCAAUGAUUCAACACCCCAAACCAGUAAUUUGGUAGAACAUAAUCAAAUACUGGAUGUACCAAAUUCAAACAUCAUUAUGACUUGCAAAUUUCAACCAUCAGAUUCAUUGACGUUUGACUUGAAUAAUGAACAAUACCUAAGAUGACCCACUUAAUGAAUGGAUUAGAUUGUUAUACGUGGCACUGAUUUGGACUACCAAGAUUCAAGAUGCUUUACCUUAAGAGAGAUGUAGAAUGAGAUUUGUCAUCCACUGUCUCUAAUAACAACUGAACACAGAGAGCGAGCCCAAGUCUCCUGUUCCACAUUGAGACCACGCUGGUCGAUUAGUCUGAACUUUCCUAUUUAGCAAAUCAACCACAACCGACUAAGCUGUUAUUAAAACUAAUAACAACCCAUUUUUCUCCUCUCCCCAAAACCCGCAAAUCCAAGCUCAAACCCUGUGCCUUUACUACUUGAUUUUGCUUUUCGGCCUGAAUCUUGGUAGUUUGAUAAAUUUAGGUACGUUUCUAUCUUAUUAACAUGUCUGGAAGAAAUCCCACGUAUACCAACCCAAAACCCUGCAAACAUCUUGCAGAUUACAAGCUAAAACAUGGUUUGGAUGGGUACAACUCACUUCAGAAGAGCCUCAAAACAACCCCAAAUGGAAGAACUGCCAUGAAUCGAGACCAGAGCAAGAUACCCAGAUGCAGUUUUUGUUCUGGGUAUGAAGGGAGGCUUUAUUUUUGUCUGAUCUGUUCCUCCGUUUCAUGUUUUAGCUCGCUUGAAUUAAACCACGCCUUCUUGCAUUCCCAAUCUGUGAAGGGUCAUGAGAUUGCUGUGGACAUGGAAAGAGCCGAGCUCUUUUGCUGUGUAUGCUGUGAUCAGGUCUAUGAUCCCGAUUUUGAUAAGGCGGUGAUGUGUAAACAGAUUAUGGAGAUGCCCUGUAACAACAAUGUUGUUGAUGUUAGUAUAGAGAGUUCAAAUAAGAGGAGAAAGGUGGCUCCGAAGAAGACCGCCCUUGAUUUGAAGAAUUCAAGGGAUUUGGUUAUGAGGUUGCGUCGAGAAUCAAAUUCAUGCUUUCUUUGGGGCUUGAGGGGAUUGAACAAUCUGGGCAGUACUUGUUUCAUGAACUCGGUGUUGCAAGCAUUGCUUCAUGCACCCCCAUUGAGGAACUACUUCCUUACUGAACAGCAUAGCCGGGAAAGUUGCCGGAAGAGUUCAUUUGAUGGACUCUGCUUGCGCUGCGAAAUUGCCACUCUCUUCUCUGCUUUCUUUUCUGGGGAUCGGGCACCUUACAGUCCUGCCCGGUUUCUUUACAGCUGGUGGAAGCAUUCAGCAGAUCUUGCCAGUUAUGAACAACAGGAUGCACAUGAAUUUUUCAUCUCACUCCUUGACAGAAUCCAUGAAAGGGGGGAACAAGCCAGACCCUCAAACAAAGAUAAUGGAGAUUGCCAUUGUAUUACUCAUAGAGUAUUCUCUGGGGUCUUGAGAUCAGAUGUUACUUGUACAACAUGUGGGUUCACUUCAACAACCUAUGAUCCCUGUGUGGAUAUAUCUCUUGAUUUAGACCCAAGAAACGGCUGUGCAAUGGAGGUAGCUGAUGGGUUCAUCAAACAAAGUGAAACCAAGGACAUGUCUACUCUUGUUGGUUGCUUAGACCUCUUCACAAGGCCAGAAAAAUUGGGCUCUGACCAGAAGCUAUACUGCCAACACUGUCAAGUAAGACGAGACUCAUUGAAGCAAAUGUCCAUCAGACGGCUUCCAUUGGUCUUGUGUUUCCAUAUAAAACGAUUUGAGCAUUCCCCAAUCCGAAAAAUGUCAAGAAAGAUAAACCGGUACUUGCAGUUCCCUUUCACAUUAGACAUGACCCCAUAUCUAUCAUCUUCAAUCGUGAGGAAUAGGUUUGGGAACAGGAUAUUUGCUUUUGAGAGUGACGAAGCAGAUAUUUCUACAGAAUUUGAUGUGUUUGCAGUUGUUACUCAUUCUGGGAAGCUUGAAUCUGGCCAUUAUGUGACAUACUUGCGCCUGAAGAACCAAUGGUACAAAUGUGAUGAUGCAUGGAUUACACAAGUUAGUGAAGGGGUGGUGAGAGCUUCACAAGGCUACUUGAUUUACUAUGUGCAGAAAAUUCUUUACCACAAAGCAAGUGAGGAUAUGCUAGCUCAACCAAUUUCGCCUCAUAGAGAUUCAUUUCUUUCUACAUCUGUGUGUUGCUAAAUGGAAUGUCUUACAUGGAAUAAGGUUAAACACCAAGCUAAAUCAAAGAGACAUGGGUUUUCUCUCAUCUGUGACCGGAUAAUGCAUGGACAAAAAGAAACAGAAGUUUAACAUUUAGGAGGGUCUGAGAAUCAUCCCCUGCAAGCCAUAAAAUAAGACAGGCUUCAGUUGUAAAUAGAUAGAAUGCAGAGCAUACUAAGAACAACCAUGCUGUUGAGCUCCAGUACUUAGCAUAACCUUUCCAGAGAAUAUCAACCAAAACUUACUCUUCAGAUUCAACAAAACAUGUUCCAGAUUUGACUCUUAUUGACUCAUGAGUUUCCUGCUCAGGUAUUUGACGAGUUCAGGAGCUUCAGAAACCAUUCUGUUUCCUACUUACAUGGAUAUAAUUUCAAGUGAACUUGGCCCAAGUUUCUCUUUGUGGCCUUUUAGAUCAGACAUGUACAUUUUAUUUUCAUUGAAGCAUUGAUGGAAUUAAUUAUUUUGACUCCUGUUAUUAA